Messenger RNA from Melanaphis sacchari, 984 nucleotides. RefSeq lists its product as uncharacterized. Gene Ontology annotation, molecular function: nucleic acid binding. Lineage: Eukaryota; Metazoa; Arthropoda; Insecta; Hemiptera; Aphididae. The transcript has a single exon. The record is from RefSeq and is a predicted model, not a curated record. The coding region runs from base 1 to 984 and encodes 327 amino acids.
AUGGUUGGAAUAAGCAAGGCUAAUGAUAUAAACUCGUCAGACUAUUAUACAUAUACACCGUAUGAACAAGACAAGGGUUUGCAUUAUGAGAACUUAGGUCCAGUUAGAAUAAUAGGAGCAGAGUAUAAGCUCAUUACUUAUUUCUCACUAAAAGAAUAUAACGCGAAAUAUGAGAUAUUAGGAGAAAAAAUGAAAAAUUGUAAAUUUUUAAGAGAAAUUUGUACAAUGCGCAAAAAUAAAGAUUUUUGUCCGAUUGUAUAUCUUGACGAAACAUGGGUGAAUCAAAAUCAUUCGCGGAGUGUCGCUUCUCAACAUAAUACAAACAUGGUGGGUCCAAAAAUCCCGACUGGAAAAGGUGGGCGUCUUAUCGUUGUUCAUGCAGGGUGUGCUAAAUACGGGUUCAUUCCAAAUUCAAAAUUGGUUUUCCGGAGCAAUACUGGCAAUUCUACGGAUUAUCACAGCCAAAUGAAUUCGGAAUUGUUUAAAUCUUGGUUCACCCAAAUGUUGAACAAUCUUGAAGAACCGUCCGUCAUCAUAAUGGACAAUGCAUCAUAUCAUUCAACCCUUAUAGAUAACUAUCCAAAGAGCAAUACAAAAAAAGCAGAUGUACAGGAGUGGUUGACUAAAAAAAAUAUCAAAUUUUCACCAUUAGAGACGCUAGCAGAACUUAAAAUGAGAGUUAAAGCUUUAAUACCAAAUGAAAAAAAGUAUGAAUUGGAUCAAUUGGCAUUAGAAAUGGACCAUGAAGUAAUUCGACUUCCUCCAUAUCAUUGCCAAUACAAUCCAAUUGAGCUGAUAUGGGCGCAAGUGAAAGGCCAAGUUGCAAAAAACAAUAAAACUUUUAAAAUGUGCGAUAUCGAACGAUUAACUCACGAAGCAUUAGAUUCGGUCACCCAACAUGAUUGGGAAAAGUGUGCGAGACAUGCAGAAGAACUUCAAGACAAGGAUAAUGAAAAAGAAAUCAUGAGAGAUGCUGUAUUCUAA